AUGUCCGGCUCCAGCUCGAAGGCCAAUGGCAUCGCCCCGUCAAUCGGCGUCAAGAAUCUCAAUUACAAAUUCCCCGACGGCAGCAGCGGCUUGCGGGAUGUCAUCCUCGAUCUCCCGCCGGGAAGCCGCACGCUGUUGAUCGGAGCAAAUGGCGCCGGCAAGACGACCCUCCUCCGCCUCCUCUCAGGCAAGCGCAUGGCGCCGGCCAACACGGUCUCGAUCGCCGGGGUGGACCCGUUCUCGCAUGGCCUCGAGGGCGUGACAUACCUGGGGCUGGAGUGGGUGCUGAACCCGAUCGUGCGGACCGACAUCGACGUGCCGACGCUGCUGUCGUCGGUGGGCGGCGACGUGUACCACGAGCGGCGCGACGAGCUGGUGCGCAUCCUCGACAUCGACCUGCGCUGGCGCAUGCACGCCGUCAGCGACGGCGAGCGCCGCCGCGUGCAGCUGGCCAUGGGCCUGCUGCGGCCCUGGAGCAUCCUGCUGCUCGACGAAAUCACCGUCGACCUCGACCUGCUGUCGCGCAGCAACUUCCUGCAGUUCCUCAAGCGCGAGACCGAGACGCGCCCCUGCACCAUCGUCUACGCCACCCACAUCCUCGACAACCUGGCCGACUGGCCGUCGCACCUCGUGCACAUGAGUCUGGGCAGGGUCAAGAAGUGGGGCAGCAUUGAGGAAUACUAUGUCACGCAACCGGGAGCCCCGCACUCAGGCAACAGCCAGCUCGGCGAGAUUGUGCUGAAGUGGCUGCAGGAGGAUCUCGACGAGAGGGGCCCACGCAAUGGCCAGGCCUCCGAAGGGAAGACGUACCCGUCUCUUGAGGGCAAGGGCGGCUACGGCCUGGAGAAGAAGGCUUGA
Lasiodiplodia theobromae is the source of this 858-nucleotide messenger RNA. Its product is annotated as ABC protein. NCBI's taxonomy places the organism in Eukaryota, Fungi, Ascomycota, Dothideomycetes, Botryosphaeriales, Botryosphaeriaceae. The transcript has 2 exons. Gene Ontology annotation, molecular function: ATP binding; ATP hydrolysis activity. The record is from RefSeq and is a predicted model, not a curated record. Bases 1 to 858 code for a protein of 285 amino acids.